AUGUCAGAUCGAGGCCGAUCAGUCUCUCGGCGACCUCCUAAAAAUGUGGAGCCUCCGAAAUUCCUCUGGUAUUCCACAGCUUUCAAGCACAAUAAAUCCAACAAUAACUGUUUGUACCAUCGAAUAUUGGAAGAGCAUCAUACCAAGAAAUGUGACUUGAAUCCGAACCAUCAAGGAAAUAGGUUAUGCCGUUGCUUAGCAGAGGCAGCAAUGGCCAAAACUUAUACCUUUGAGGAGGUCGGUAAGCACAAUCACAAAGAAGAUUGCUGGAUUAUUAUCCAUGGCAAGGUCUAUGAUGUGACCUCAUUUUUGUAUGAUCAUCCAGGAGGUGGUGAUGUUUUCCUGGUGGCCGCCGAUGAGAAGGAUGCAUCCGUUGGAUUUGACGAAGUUGGGCACAGUGAAUCUGCCAUAGAAAUGUUGGAAACAUACUAUGUUGGAGAGCUUGAUACUGACACCAUUACUUCUACCACUGUUUCCGGCGGAGAAAACCAUGCUCUGCCGCCACACGCACCCGCACCCGCCGCCACCAACGCCAAUCAUAGCUUUGCUGUGAAGAUCCUGGUGGCAUUGCUCAUGCUGGCGUUGCCUUUUGUUGUUCAAUACUACUAUGGCAAAGGAAACAACCCUCCCAAUGGUGAAAACUGAACAAGUUGAGCUACCUAUGUACUUUGAGAGGAGUGUUAGGGACAGUAAUUUUUGUGUUUUAUACCCAUCAAUUGGUCAUCAAUAGUAUUUUUAUUGGUGUGAGAUUACAUUCAAUAGUGGGAGAUCACUCACUCUU
Arachis stenosperma is the source of this 781-nucleotide messenger RNA. Its product is annotated as cytochrome b5-like. NCBI's taxonomy places the organism in Eukaryota, Viridiplantae, Streptophyta, Magnoliopsida, Fabales, Fabaceae. The coding region runs from base 1 to 645 and encodes 214 amino acids. Gene Ontology annotation, molecular function: heme binding. The transcript is spliced from 4 exons. The record is from RefSeq and is a predicted model, not a curated record. Gene Ontology annotation, cellular component: intracellular membrane-bounded organelle; membrane.